AUGAAAGUGAAGAUCAAGAAGUGGACGGGGGUGGCCGUGUGGAAGUGGACGGCCAAUGACGACAGCUGCGGAAUCUGUCGGAUGCCGUUCGAGGCGUGCUGCCCGGACUGUCGCAUCCCGGGCGACGAUUGCCCCCUCGUCUGGGGACAGUGCUCUCAUCCUUUUCAUAUCCACUGCAUCAUGAAGUGGCUGUCGUCGCAGCAGAUGGCCGCCGCCCAGCUCUGCCCCAUGUGUCGCCAGGGGUGGCGCUUCCGCUGA
Molecule: messenger RNA, 258 nt
Organism: Darwinula stevensoni
Lineage: Eukaryota; Metazoa; Arthropoda; Ostracoda; Podocopida; Darwinulidae
Source: the annotation of a GenBank genome assembly